Ramaria rubella is the source of this 493-nucleotide messenger RNA. The record is from the annotation of a GenBank genome assembly. Lineage: Eukaryota; Fungi; Basidiomycota; Agaricomycetes; Gomphales; Gomphaceae.
GACACAAUCCAAAAAUGGAUCGACGAGUUUGUCAUUGGGGCCGGUAUUAAUCUCUGGCUUGGUUGCCUCACAACUCACUGUUUUCGUCGUGGAGGUGCGCAAUACUGAUUCAUGUACGCCCCGGUGGGAAAGUGUUGGAGCUUGGCCACUAUUCGCUGGUGGGGUGGUUGGGCAGAAGGUGAACAUGUAUGUUGUCUUUUUUUGUGUCAAAGCACCACAAAGUUAAAUUUUUCAUAGCGGGACACCUUGAUAUGUUAUCUAUUGGAUGAACUCUAUUACUAUGAAGAAGGGCAUGGCGAUGCCCUACGACCUAUUCCCAAAGAUGCCGAUAAGUCAUUCUUAGGCGAGCACACAGAGGUUUGACCAGCUACCAAACAAGAAAUGCAAGCCAUUUUUAGUGCGCAAAUAGAAAACAUCACAGCCAAACUUUUCGAAUCAUGCCGUUCAACCAACACAACCUGGUUUGGAAUCACGAAUAGUGCCAGUUUGCCAU